UGGAAGCGGCGGCGGCGGCCGACCGGGCGAGAGGCCGAGGGGACCUGGCAGCAAGACACUGGGCCUGGACACCCCAGCAAUGACCAGCUCCCCUGUGCCCAGAGUCCUGUACAACGCCAGGAGAAACAGCAGCCCCCGCUCCCCCCCGAUGAGCAGCGAGAUCUUCACCCCCGCCCACGAGGAAAAUGUUCGCUUCAUCUACGAGGGCUUCAAGCCCGUCGACCUGAGCGACUUGAAGCGCCGCAGCCCGCAGGACGCCAAGAAGUCCUAGAGGGCUGGCUGU
Molecule: messenger RNA, 283 nt
Organism: Ochotona curzoniae (black-lipped pika)
Lineage: Eukaryota; Metazoa; Chordata; Mammalia; Lagomorpha; Ochotonidae
Gene: MCRIP1
Product: MAPK regulated corepressor interacting protein 1
Exons: 4
Coding region: 80-271 (63 amino acids)
Source: RefSeq, a predicted model, not a curated record